AUAGUUUUUUUUUUUUUGUUUUGAACGUGCUCUUUUUUGGUUAGCGCGUUUCUUGCACUUUGCAUUUCGUUUACUUCGACUUCAUACCCGGAAACCGAAAAUGUCGAAGCGCAGCGCAAGAGGAAAACGUGGAAGGACCCCAAGUAAAGGAUCAGCGACCACUAUUGAUGGGUUGAACGAUAUGCUGGAAGCUCAAUUUCCCGAUGAUUUCAACGUGGCUCAAUUGGAUCUGAUGAACGAUCUGGACGAAGAGUUCUUUGCAAACUCCUAUGAGAUGGUGCAACAUAUUUUACAGGUCAGCAAAUUUGCGGCCAGGAAAUUGAAAGGAUUCGUCGACUUGCUCGCCCGACUUCAUGGCCAUUACACGGAAGAGAAGGCACUGACCGCAGCGAUGCAGGAAAAAGUGGGCGCGGCACAACAGAAACUGAAAGUGUCUCUCGAAGUCACCUUCUCUUAUGACUCCAUGCUUAAUGAGCUGCGUGACGCGUUGGCCGAGGCGUGGCGCACCGCGGAUGCAGCUCAUCAUAGGGAAGUGGACUUGCACACCAAUAUUGAUUAUGGAUAUGCUGAUCAGCAGACGAAACAAGCGCCAGCCGAAAGCACCAAGUCCACCAAGGAGAUGUGGCUGCGUGGCGUGAUCUUUAGGGAGCGCGAUCGUCUGGCCCGAGAGCUGAAGGAGCAUCAGAAACGCCUCGAAACAAAUCGUUUCUACUCGGGGUCCUUGGAGGGCAUCAUCGAGGAUCAUCGCGCCACGAUCAGCAGACAGCAAAUGCGGGUUAAAUUCUUCGAAACCGAAAUGUUCAAGCUGGAGCACAAACAAAGGGAGAUGGUGGAAUCCUAUGAUGAGCAGUUCCUUGUGCAGCGUCGCGAUAUCGAAUCGCUCACUAAUAUGAACUCGAAUUUGCGUGCAUUCGAGCGGAAGUAUCAGAGUGCCAAGGCAUUGACUGAGAAUCAAAGACAAGUGAUUGAGCGAAUCUUGCACAAUAAUUUUACGCUACAGAAGGUGAAUCACCGCCACGAAGAGCAAAUAUUCCAUCUGAAGGCAGUCGUGAGCAAUUUGGAGAGCGACAAUCGUGGAUUGCGACGCGAGAAACAAGAGCUCGACUAUCGUGGUCGCUCCAAUGUGCGCGAGAUCAAAAAGAAGGUCGAGCUCCAUAUGCUGCUCAUGCGACGUUUCCAUCAACUGACCAAGAAGAAUAACGAGCUCAUCGAACAGGAUUUGCUCAAAAACAAUGAACUGACGGGUGCCGAGAAGCGAUUGGCCAUUGCGAUGAGCAAACUGGAUGAGACCACCAAGCAGAAGGAGGAAGCGGAACGCUACAAGGAUAAGCUGCGUGCCGAGAUUACCACUCUAAACGGAGUCCUGGCCAGUGUACGUUUCGAUCUGAUUACGCAGCGAGGUCGCACCCAGGACACUCAGUUGCUGCUGGAUAAAGCGCAUGUAUCCUUGGAUGAGCGAGACGAGCAGAUACACAAACUGAUCAAGGAGCGCAACGAUGCGCUGGCCGAAGUCAACGAACUGAACAAGACCAUUGAGAGACUAGAGGAACAUGUUGCUUUAAAGACGACAAAGCUACAAGAGGUCCAAGAGCAGCUGCAGCAAAAGCAGACGGAAUAUCUGAGGAUCAAACAGCAAAUGGAAAUACUGCACUCGGAGAAGAUCAUGCUGCAGAAGAGCAACGCAGUGUGUGGCCAGGAUCGCCAGAAGCUGCAAAACAUCAAUACCAAGCAGACCUUUCAAAUCAAUCAGCUAUGCAAUCAACUUGCCUCCCAUGAAAAGGAGAACAUUUCGCUCAAGAAUCAAAUCGAUCAGAUCAACAAUCUGGUGAAGCACAAACAGACUGAAAUACACGCAAAGGAGCGAAUGCUGCAGAAUGUGCGCAAUGAACUCCACGAGAUGAAGAUACGCUCCGGCCAGCUGCAGCAUACCAUCGAGGAUGACGAGCAACGCUUCAAGAAGAUCACGUUUCGGUUGGACGAGGAGCGGCAGAAUAAGAAUUUAAUUGGACAACAAAUGAUGCGACGCAACGGCGAGUUACGCGUGCAGCAGGAGAAACUAUCGAUGAUGCAGUUGGCGUUGAAUCGCGGCACCAUGCAGUACAAUCAACGCAUCGAAGACAUUCGGCUGCUGAAAACUGAGAUCACCAAUCUGCGCAUGACCAAGGAGUGCUUGGAGCGUGCAGUGUCCAGUACGGCGAAUAUGCGCCGUGAGAUUGUGCGACUCGAGCGUCAGCUUGUCCGGGAACGCUUGCACGUGGCAGCAUUCACGGACGAAAUGAAGCAUCCCUAUCGCAUACAUCGAUGGCGUCUGUUGCGCGGCCAAGAUCCGCAACGCUUCGAGCUAAUCGUCAAGAUACAAGCGCUGCUCAAGCGUAACAUCAGUAUGACGGUGGAGCGCACUAAUCUGGAGCAAAAGGUGCACGAUGUGCAGCGCAAGUACGAGGCGCUCAAACAGCAGCUGCUGCACGUUUCCGAUCCGCAGAUCAAGGAUCGUCUGUGGCGACAGCAGUGUAUCAAUCAGCGACAAAGUCGCAAGCUACGUGCCAUGAAAGCCGAGCUGGCCAUCAAUGAAAUCGAUCUGGAGGCACGCGAUGUAAUCAUUGGCGAGUACAAGAAUGCACUGCGAAAGCAAGAGGAACCCAGCCCGGGUAUCGUCAAUAGCAUUGUUAAGCCGGUGGUAGACAACCCGUACACGGAUCAAAUCAUCCAGAGCAGUUCGUCGGCAGUAUAAGUAAUUUAUUUUUUUUAAAGCAGCGUGCUGACCAUUUUGAAGCCGGCGCCCAACGUGCGGGGCAACUGUGCUGGCGCCGAAUAGCAAUGUGCCUGCAUCUGUUCGAGCAAUUGACGUUCUUCCAGCAGCUUCUGUUUGCGUCGCUUUUCUUCCAGCAGUUGGGUUUUGGUCUGCGCCAGAUUGCCGCGCAUCUCCUCCAGCUUCAGUGAUUUGAAUUUGUCGUCCGCCUCCCGAGCACUCAGCUCAGCCAUCAGCACCUUAAGCUUGCGAUCCUUGGCCGACAAACUAGCCUAUGAAUGAAAUGUAAUCUUUUAAUAUACACAUAUUUUAUAUUGUUAA
This is a messenger RNA of Drosophila nasuta, 3070 nucleotides long. Its product is annotated as cilia- and flagella-associated protein 58. The record is from RefSeq and is a predicted model, not a curated record. The coding region runs from base 101 to 2731 and encodes 876 amino acids. Gene Ontology annotation, cellular component: cytoskeleton. Lineage: Eukaryota; Metazoa; Arthropoda; Insecta; Diptera; Drosophilidae. The transcript has 4 exons.